ACUUUUUAAUAAUAACAACUUUACUUACAGUAGAAAUGUAAAAACGUCAAACGCUUUCAUUCACGGCUCUUAUCCUGAAAUCUAAGAUCCUAACCGGAAGUGCGCUGGUCUGACAUAAACAGACGCAGAUUAUCCACCAAACAACGAAAGUCAUGUCGUUCUGCUCUUUCUUCGGUGGAGAAGUCUUUAAAGACCAUUUCAAACCAGGGAUUUACGUGUGCUCCAAGUGUGACCACCAGCUGUUUUCCAGUCGCUCCAAGUAUGAGCACUCCUCUCCUUGGCCAGCCUUCACAGACACCAUCCUGGAGGACAGUGUGUCCAAACAUCAGGAGAGACCCGGGGCAUUCAAGGUGCGUUGUGGGAACAGCUCACUGAAGUUCGUCCCUAAAGAUAAGGUUGAUGGGCAGUAAGGUGAGCUGUAGGACGCCAGUGUGGCAGGGUUAGAUGUUUCUCUGGCCUGUUGAAGGUGUGGGCAGCGAAUGAAGAGCUCUGGAACAAAGCCCAGCCUGGGAGCACCAGGGCUCUGAUGAAGGGUGACCUCAUUAAACAGCGACGGCAGAGAAAUACCGGCAAUACCUUUUGGAUCUGCAAUCGCAGCAGACUCGGCAACUCAUUCAGUCUCUUUAAAUCACCACACUCUCACCAGUUUUUUUUAUUGAUUUAGAUUUUCUCAACGAAGCAGAUUUUAUGGGAUGUUUAUUAUUGAGUAAAUAUUUAUAAAUUAGUGUGUAAAAAGAAACACCGGUAGAUAAAUCUGGAAAUCGUCAUGUUUCCUUUUAUUUCUUUGAAAAUAUGUUGAUUUGCAUGUUUGACAUGCUGAAUGGAUGCAAAUUAAGUGGCAUUACAUUGUUUUUUAUGAAAUGAAAACAUGCUGAUCUGAUUUAUAGCAGUUUAAAAUAUCUUAAAGACCAGUGAUUCACAUGUAAAAACUGAAAUAAAGAUAUUUUUAAUUAA
Messenger RNA from Menidia menidia (Atlantic silverside), 954 nucleotides. The record is from the annotation of a GenBank genome assembly. Lineage: Eukaryota; Metazoa; Chordata; Actinopteri; Atheriniformes; Atherinopsidae.